Messenger RNA from Amyelois transitella, 1239 nucleotides. Its product is annotated as phenoloxidase-activating enzyme-like. Gene Ontology annotation, molecular function: serine-type endopeptidase activity. The record is from RefSeq and is a predicted model, not a curated record. Gene Ontology annotation, biological process: proteolysis. The coding region runs from base 1 to 1239 and encodes 412 amino acids. The transcript has 8 exons. NCBI's taxonomy places the organism in Eukaryota, Metazoa, Arthropoda, Insecta, Lepidoptera, Pyralidae.
AUGAUUAACAGAACGGACAUGCCGUGCAAAGCCCCCAGCGGUUCGGACGGCGAAUGCGUACGUAUCAAGAAUUGCCCAACCCUGAUGGGUUUGUACUCGCAGAGGACACGCACGAAAGAAGAGAAUGAGCGUCUGACACAGGCAUCGUGUGGAGCAGAUGGGUCCACUCCCAAGGUAUGCUGCGAACACUCAUGCUACACUCCCGAGGGACUCCUGGGCAAAUGUAUCGACAUUCAUGACUGUGAGCAUGUAGUUCAAAUGAUCAAACAACCACUUUCGAAAGAAGCAAUUUUUUACUUACAGUCGUCCAGAUGUAACGGCGCAACACAAUACAGCGUGUGCUGUGGACCUGUGGUCACUGGCUACGAUCAGAGCUAUUGUGAAAAGCAGGACUUCAUUCACCCCCCUCGUCCUAUGUCGGGGUGCUGCGGCAUUGAUAUCAACGAUGAUGAAAUGAUUGGCGGACAGAUAGCAAGAAAAGAGCAGUACCCAUGGAUAGUUCUAAUCGAAUACGAAGCUCGAGACUUGAAGAUAAACACAUUCUGCGGUGGAAGCCUCAUCAGCUCAAGAUACGUGCUGACGGCAGCCCAUUGUCUCAUCGGUUCUGUUUUGGAUGGCGGUACUCCAAAAAACAUCCGCCUGGGUGAAUACGACACUAGCAACGAAGGCAGAGACUGUACUGUGGACUUCGCCGAUGAUCUGGACUGCAACGAACCCACAGUCACUAUUCCUAUUGAAGAAACCAUAGUGCAUCCUCAAUACGAUCUGAUUACCAAGAGUAACGACAUAGGUCUUGUAAGGAUGAGGGAUAAUGCGCCUUUUACAGAUUUCAUCAGACCCAUCUGCUUGCCAACCAACGACGUGACUGAGGAACCUCCCCACCGCUUCAGGUUGGUCGCGGCUGGCUGGGGGGAGUAUAACGUGACAAUGAAGAGAAGUAAUCUGAAGUUGCAAGUCACGUUGCCAUUGGUCGAUCGGCAGACAUGUCAAAGAGCAUACUCCGUUAGAGGGAGACGUACGAACAUCACUAGAAAGCAGAUAUGCGCCGGCGGCGUGAAAGACAAGGACAUCUGCAUUGGGGACUCGGGGGGUCCUCUGAUGUACCAGAACGUUAAGAGAUACGAAUUAAUUGGUAUCGCGAGUUUUGGGACUAAGCCAUGCGGGACCAGAUCCGUUCCAGGCGUGUAUACUAAAGUAUUCAGAUACAUGGAAUGGAUAGUUAAUAAUAUUAAGCUGUAA